GUUGGCAGUGCUGCUUUUGUGUGUUUUGGAUUUACUCCUGGAAGCAAACAAGCAUUCUUGAAUGGACAUAGUGCGAAAUAUUUCCUCAAUCUUCUUCCCCUUAUGUGGUCGCUGUCAGUGGUGGCUGCCAGGCCCAUUGCAGCAGGACACCUUGAAGAGGAGGCUCACAGAGGACCUUAUUUCUCUCCAAAAUCUCCUUCUGAAAGGAGGUUGUAGCCAGGCACAAGUUGGGCUCUUCACCCAGACAACCAGUGGCAGGACAAGGGAAUACGGUCUUGAACUGUACGGGGAGGUUUACGUUGGACACUAAGUGGAAUUUCUUCACAAGAAGGGUGGUUAGAGAUUGGAAUGGGCUGCCCUGAGAGUUCACUUGGUGCCCUAGUCUGGUUUACAAGGUAGUGUUGGGCCAUAGGUUGGACUCAAUGGUCUCAGAGAGAUUUUCCAGGCUAAUUGAGUGUGAUCCCUCCUUCCAGAUACUUUUUUUUUUUUUUUAAUUAAUCUAAGUGAUACAAAAUAUUGCAGGUUGUAUGUAUUCUCAGUUUUGCCACAAUAAUUUGUUGCCAUCCUGCCUUGAUCCAGGUACACUGAGGUGCCCUGUCAGUGUGUGAUGGCCAGAUCCAGGUACUGCCUGUGUUAACACCUGAGCUGGGAAAGGAUCACACGUGGGGGGCUGAGGAUUUAGUGCUUAAGUGAAAUUUCUGGAGACCAGGAACGGGGCAAUUAUGUCACCGGGUGGGCAGCUGAGAGGCUUCGCUUGGCUCCUCGGGAUCCGCACAGAGCUCCUGCACACUCCCCUCAGCCCCCCGGGGCUGCCCAGCCAUGAAGAGCUGCGUGGGCCGAGGUGAGGCGGAGGCGGGGAGGUGCGAGGCGGCGGCGCGGUGACUCAGCCGCGGAUACCGGGAGGUACUGGGGGCACACGGCAGGAUUGGAACCGGCACCGACCGUGAGGCACCGACCGUGAGAGGCCAGGCCGCGAGAGGCCGGGCGGGGCGCCCCUGGAGCCCGGGGCGGGGGACCCCGCAGAGGGGCGGGCGCUGUAUGUGUGACAGGUGCGGCGCGCGCGCGCCCGCCGUCACCCCGCGGCCCCCCUCCCUUCUCUGCCCCCCCGCCCCGCGCGCGCCACCAUGAAUAUGCAAAUAUCGGUAUAAUUGCCAGCCAAUGGCGUGCGCGCUGGUCACAUGGUGCUGGUGGAGGCUCAGGGAAGAGAAGUUGAGUCCGGGCGAGCUCGGGCAGCGCCGCCAGAGCCGAGCGAGCCGCGGGCGAGCGCCGCGCCUCCUCCGCAGGGAGCCCGCCGGCCGGGGCUCUGCCUGGACCAUGCCGAUCCUCCUCUUCCUCAUAGACACGUCCGCCUCCAUGAACCAGCGGGCGUACCUGGGCACCAGCUACCUGGAUAUCGCCAAGGGCGCCGUGGAGAUCUUCAUGAAGGUGAGUGUGCGGCGCCGGGGGAGCCGCCGCCCCCCUCGCCCCCUUCGCACUGCUCACGCCGCUUCUCUCCGCUCUCUCCGCAGCUCCGGGCCCGAGACCCGGCCAGCCGCGGCGACAGGUACAUGCUGGUUACGUUCGACGAGCCGCCCUACUGCAUCAAGGCUGGAUGGAAGGAAAACCAUGCAACAUUCAUGAAUGAACUGAAAAACCUUCAGGCUUCAGGACUGACAACCCUUGGUCAGGCACUCAGGUCAUCGUUUGACUUGUUAAAUCUCAAUAGAUUAGUGUCUGGAAUAGACAAUUAUGGACAGGGAAGGAAUCCGUUCUUUUUGGAGCCAUCUAUUUUGAUUACCAUCACAGAUGGAAACAAACUGACAAAUACAGCUGGAGUCCAAGAGGAGCUUCAUCUUCCGUUGAAUUCUCCUUUGCCUGGAAGUGAACUAACCAAAGAACCAUUCCGUUGGGAUCAAAGGCUGUUUGCUCUGGUACUUCGUUUGCCAGGAGCUGCAUCUGCUGAACCAGAGCAGCUUGGGAGUGUGCCUACUGAUGAAUCUGCUAUCACACAGAUGUGUGAGGUUACAGGAGGUCGUUCAUACUGCGUUCGGACACAAAGAAUGUUGAAUCAAUGUUUAGAAUCUUUAGUUCAAAAAGUCCAAAGUGGAGUUGUUAUUAACUUUGAGAAGUCAGGACCAGACCCAGCUCCUAUUGGAGAAGAUGGACUUGUUGAUUCAUCCAGGCCCAUCAAUUCAUUUGCUUCUCAGCCGUGGCAUAGUUGUCAUAAACUCAUUUAUGUACGGCCUAACCCUAAAACGGGUGUUCCUGUGGGGCAUUGGCCAAUCCCAGAAUCUUUUUGGCCUGAUCAGAACUCACCAACACUGCCUCCACGCACAGCUCACCCUGUGGUGAGGUUCUCCUGUGUGGAUUGCGAGCCCAUGGUCAUAGACAAGCUUCCUUUUGACAAGUAUGAGCUUGAGCCUUCACCCCUCACCCAGUACAUCUUGGAACGAAAGUCCCCCCAUACCUGCUGGCAGGUAUUUGUGAGUAGCAGUGGAAAAUACAGCGAACUUGGCCACCCGUUUGGGUAUUUAAAAGCAAGCACUACUUUAACCUGUGUAAACCUCUUUGUGAUGCCUUACAACUACCCUGUUUUACUUCCAUUGUUAGAUGACUUGUUUAAGGUUCACAAACUUAAGCCAAAUCUGAAGUGGCGACAGGCUUUUGACAACUACUUAAAAACAAUGCCUCCUUACUACUUACUGCCAUUAAAGAAAGCCCUAAGGAUGAUGGGAGCUCCAAAUCUGAUAUCAGAUAAUUUAGAUUGUGGACUUAGUUACAGUGUUAUCUCUUACCUUAAAAAACUCAGCCAACAGACAAAAAUAGAAUCGGAACGGAUAAUAGGUUCAGUGGGUAAGAAAGUUCCACAAGAAAUUGGAAUAAAAGUGAAAAAUCACUCCAGUGGCCUCUCCUUGGUACACAGUAGGGAUUUUAAACAACUGCUGCAAGGGAUCACUGGGGAAUCUCCUCUGAGACUGUCAGAAAUGAAUGUUAAAGAAUUUGCUGGAUUCCACAUAGGACUUUUAAACAAGGAUUUGAAGCCACAAGCAUUCAGAAAUGCAUAUGAUAUUCCUCGUCGCAGUCUUCUUGACCAGCUAACUAGAAUGAGAACCAAUCUUCUGAAAACACACAGGCUUAUCUUGGGGCAGGAUGAAGACUGUCUUCAUAGCGUACCUGUUGCUCAGAUGGGAAAUUACCAGGAAUACUUGAAAAUGAUGCCUUCACCUCUUCGGGAAAUUGACCCAGAUCAACCAAAAAGACUCCAUACAUUUGGCAAUCCAUUUAAACAGGACAAGAAGGGCAUGAUGAUAGAUGAAGCCGACGAGUUUGUGGCUGGGCCCCAGAACAAGAUCAAGCGUCCCGGGGAGCCCAACACGCCGGCAUCGCUGAAGAGGCGGCGCAGCAUGUCCCCCCUGCUGCGGCGGCCGCAGUCACCGCCCGUCGUCACCAACCACGUGGGUGGCAAGGGGCCACCCGCUGCUCCUGGCUCCCCCUCCUACCUGAGCCUCAAGGGUGUCCCAGCAAAUAAAGAUACGAGUAAUAGUGUUGCUCAAGAUGACAAUGGAGAGAAGAAAGCAGAAAAUUGUCAGUCAAUGGAGAAGCAAAUUGAUGGCUUACCUGUGCAAAUGGCUCCUGUGGUUCCAGCUGCUGUGGGAGAGGAUGAGAUGUUACCCAAUGACUUAGACCCUGUACCUGUUGAAUUCAAUUGUUUAAGUGAAGAUGGGUUGGAUCAUAAACCUGGUACCAAUGCUCUUGUUCAAGGGCCUCUGAAUUACAGUGUGAGUGGAGAUGACCAAAAGCGGGCCAUGGAGUCUACUUCUGAGUCUGUGCCAAAUUCCUUCAAAAUAACACCUACCAUGUUGGAGGGAAGCAAUGCUGACAUCAAAAUUAAAGUGAUGAAAGAGGUUCGCAAGCCUGGAAGAAAUUAUGAAAGAAUAUUUUCUCUUCUUGAGGAAGUGCAAGGACCUAUGGAAAUUCAGAAGUAUUUCAUUGAAUUUGCUAUCAAGGAAGCAGCAAGGUUUAAAAAACGGGUCUUAAUACAACACUUAGAGAGAAUACUAGAGGAACUAGAUUUCACCAGCCCACCCAACAGAGUUAAUCAUGUCAACAGUAGAUAAUAAUGUACCGGCCAGACGAAUGUGGACCAGGAAUGAGUUUGCUGUGCCACAGAAGAGUGGAAGAGGAUGUAGCUGCUGCCCUCACCAUCUCGGCAGUCAAGUGAUUUUACUGUCACAGUCUGAGAAGAAGCAGUGGAGCUUUAACUUUCAGAGCCUGAUUCGGCAGAAGCUGGGCUAUAACCUUAAGGAUUUGCUAUGAAAGGUGUGGCUUUUUCCUGUGGAGGGUGCUCUUUGCUCAACAGGCGGAAGAAAAUAACCAUUGCUGCCCCUCCUGCAGGUGAUGAGAGUUUACUCAUUUGAACGCUGUCAUUAGACAUUUACGUGCUGUAGGCAGCAGGUUGCACUAAAAUGGGGCACUGUCAAAUGCACACACUGUCUGCAUCGUGGAGAGAGCCCGUGUGUUCCCAAAAAAACCCUCCCAGAAACACCUGCACUGGUAAAAUUGCAUGUUGCCACCACAGAGACAAGGGUCUUGUUCCCAGGAACUGCUAGCCAUGCCUUUAAACUUGAGAUUCAGUGUAGAUUGAGAGUAAAGAAACUGCUAUUGUGUUAAUAAAAGCUAAAGACAGCCCUGUGACUGUUACCACCUCAUGGUCACUAAACAAUCUACCUCAGACUCUCUUCUGUUUUGUCUGCAGACAUUAUGAAAGUGCACCUGAGGCUUCCCAGGUCCCCGACUUCAGUUCUCUUUCAUCCUGUGAGGAGGACGGAGAUUCUUCAGGUGGCCUUGGCACACGCUGUGCUUUGGAAGCACUAAAAGGAAACGCUUUUAAAAACGUGUAUUUUAAUGUUCAUACAAAAGAGAUUAUUUUGAACAGUAUUGUUACCAGAUCACUAAUUUGAUAUUUUAACUGUAUAAAUUUUUUGGAACAUAUGUAUAUAUAAAAUAAACCAUUUUAUUAAUUUUUAAGAA
Molecule: messenger RNA, 5010 nt
Organism: Prinia subflava (tawny-flanked prinia)
Lineage: Eukaryota; Metazoa; Chordata; Aves; Passeriformes; Cisticolidae
Product: integrator complex subunit 6-like
Exons: 17
Coding region: 1179-4097 (972 amino acids)
Biological process (GO): snRNA 3'-end processing
Cellular component (GO): integrator complex
Source: RefSeq, a predicted model, not a curated record